AUGAAUUCAGUAUCGACGACUACAAGUGCAACAGCUAUUACUGGUUCGGCAAGUCAAUCAGUAUUACACACAGAUAUAUCGCCAACUCCCAUUACGAGUGCCUUAUCCUCAUCUUUACAUAUGGACACUAGCCAAACAAGUGAUAGCGAAACAGUGCAUACUACAACACUAUCAUAUUCGUCUUCAAAUACGAACAUGUAUCAGACUACCAGUGCAACUACCACAUACACUGACAUUGCUUUGUCAAAUUCACCUACUACGUUCAACAGUCAAUCGUCCUCAAACAUGCAUAGUUCACCAGAAACAAGCAAUCAUUCAUCUUCCUUCACGCAUAUGGACACAUCUGAGACAGCCAGCAUAGCACGCACAAUUACUGCGAUAUUCUUAGCUUCACUUGAACCACUCACAAGCGAAUCAUUUUCCACCUCAGAUAUAUCACACCACACAAGUACUGACACUUCAUCAGCAUUCCCUACAUACACUACCAUGUCAGCUACACCUAUAUCGAUUACCGGUUCAUCGUUACUGCAUAUCGACACGUCGCCAACAACAACUAAUAGCAUUUCGUCAUCGACAACGAUAGACACGGGUAAAACACUUAGCAGUACACCUUCGACUUCUCCUAAUACACCAGUUUUUUCUUUUUCAGCAGCAACUAGAUCAUUACCAUCAAUAUCGCUUACUCCUACAUCAUCUACAUCGUUGUAUACUUAUACAAGCCAAGCCAUUGGCACCACAAUACAAGAGACUGCUACUACGGCACCCAUUUCAUCCGUGACAUCCACAAGUCAACUAUCGUCGUACACAAGUGUCUCAGAAGAAACAAGCAGUGGCACAUCUUCCUCGCCACAAACCGACACAAGUCAACAAACUGGCAGUACCACACAAAAUAAUGCUACUAUCCUAUCAUCCACACAUGUUACGUCUUCCACCGAGUUGUCCACAUAUCCAGCUCCUUCCCAAGAAAUAACCACUGGAGCAACUUUCUCCACACCGACCGAAACAAGUCCAUCAACCGGUAGCACCACAGCGAAUACCGCUACUUUUCCAUCAGCUUCAUCUAUUGCGUUGUCAAGUCAAUCCUCAUUGUACACAGCUGUUUCACCAGAACUCACCUAUCCAACAUCUUUAUUCCCACCAACUGAAACAGGUCAAUCAAGUGGUAGUACAACAAUAAAUAUGGGUACCGUUUCAUCAUCAACACCCGUUGCGUUUUCAAGCCAAUCCUCCUCGUAUACAGGUGUUUCACAAGAAAUAAGCACUGAAGGAUCUUCCUCGGCACAAACUGAAACAACUCAAGCAAGUAGUAGUACAACAAUAAAUACCGCUACUGUUCCAUCAACUUCACCAAUUACCUUGUCCAUCCAGUCAUCAUUACAUACAAGUGUCUCACAAGAAACAAGUACAGGCACACCUUUUUCGGCACAAACUGAAACAGGUCAAUCAAGUGGUAGUACAACAAUAAAUACCGCUACUAUCCCAUCAUCGACACCUGUUACGUUUUCAAGUCAAUUAUCACAAUACACAGGUUUCUCAGAAGAAACAAGUACUGGCACAUCUUCCACGGCACAAACUGAAACAACUCAAUCAAGUAGUAGUACAACAAUAAAUACCGCUACUGUUCUAUCAACUUCACCAAUAAGCUUGUCAGGUGAAUCAUCUCAACAUACACGUGUCUCACAAGAAACAAGUACGGGCACAUCGUUUUCGGCACAGACGGAAAUAAGUCAAUCAAGUGGUAGUACAACAAUAAACACCGCUACUGUUCCAUCAACUUCACCAAUUACCUUGUCCAUCCAGUCAUCGUUACAUACAAGUGUCUCACAAGAAACAAGUACAGGCACACCCUUUUCGACACAAACUGAAACAGGUCAAUCAAGUGGUAGUACAACAAUGAAUACUGCUACUAUCCCAUCAUCGACACCUGUUACGUUUUCAAGUCAAUCGCCCUCCUAUACAGGUGUUUUACAAGAAACAAGCACUGAAGCAUCUUCCUCGGCACAAACUGAAACAAAUCAAGCAAGUAGUAGUACAACAAUAAAUACCGCUACUGUUCCAUCAACUUCACCAAUUACCUUGUCCAUCCAGUCAUCAUUACAUACAAGUGUCUCACAAGAAACAACUAGUCUACAACUUAUACCAAUAUUUACUUUAGUUUAUUUACAAAAUGAAAUAGUAAUAAUAUCGAAAGUUUUUGAAAAUAUUCAAUCAAAAAUAUUAAAUAUAGCAACAAUGUUUUUUUCAUUUUGUUUGAUUUUUAUAAACACAUUAUCAAUUGAACAAUCCAUAACAAUUAUUAUUUCAAUUCUAUUGAUUAUUACACUUAGUUUAAGUAUUAAUUAUACAUAUAAAGAUUAUACAAUAGAUGAAGGUUAG
This is a messenger RNA of Rotaria sp. Silwood2, 2376 nucleotides long. NCBI's taxonomy places the organism in Eukaryota, Metazoa, Rotifera, Eurotatoria, Philodinida, Philodinidae. The record is from the annotation of a GenBank genome assembly.